Sus scrofa (pig) is the source of this 3339-nucleotide messenger RNA. RefSeq names its product fibroblast growth factor 17 (gene FGF17). The record is from RefSeq and is a predicted model, not a curated record. Gene Ontology annotation, molecular function: growth factor activity. Lineage: Eukaryota; Metazoa; Chordata; Mammalia; Artiodactyla; Suidae.
GAGCGGGGCUUGGUCCCUUUUUGUGAUCCUCCAUAAAAGUGCAGCUAUUAAAAUGCACUGGUCCAGAACCGCUCUGGGGAGAGAUCGCUUGGCUUUCCCAGGCCAGAGGCCGCUUCUCUUCAUAUCCAGUGGGGACUUUUUUUGAAGGUAAAUGCCUUUUCUCUGGGAGAGGGAAAGGGGCUGCCUUUGAAGCAGUGGGGGGGUGGGAGAGAGAGAGAGACAACCCCCCCCCCUUUUCCUCUAGCCUCCGUUCCAGGCCUUUUGCUUCACACAUCCAGGGAAAGCAAGAAGAAAGCCCCCAGGCCAGCCGGGAGGGGGCUGGGGGUGGGCCGACCUGUUCUGGAGGGGAAUUAGCACAAUGCUGCGCCGGCCGGGCGUUUAUGGCCUGGCUGAGGCCCCAUUCAGGACUCAGGGAAGGUGGCAAAGCUGUCCUUUCCCCCUUGAAGUGCCCCCUUGCCCCCCUUGGAGGGGGGGCCAGCAGGCCGGACCACAGCCAUGCUUGAGGGGCCGUCUGACAAGCAGCUGUCUGCGGCGGUGGAAGGGGAGGUGCCCCCGCAGCGGGGACAUGAAAGGGACAGGCCAGGUCCCGCGGGGAGAGCGACUUGUGGGCUGUGGGCUGUGGGGGGGCGUGGGGCUGCUUUUGUGCAGGGCUUGAAGGGGGACAAGGAGAGGAGGGGGCUUCGGGGGGCUCCUGACCUGGAAGAGACAGCCAGAAGGAGGCUGCCCGCCAAGAGGGGCGGAGGGCCUGAACCUGGGCCAGGAGGCUCGGGGCUGGGGACAGGCCGCACUCCAUCCUGGUCCUGGGUCCUGGGCCAGCCAGGCCCCACCCCUCCCCCUGCAGGGAGGCAUGUCCCCCACCCCAAAUGCUGGCCUCAGGGUUGGGGUUUUCCCAGGGCAGGGUGUAGGGGGGGCAGACCCCGCUCUCAUAGGCUGGGCCUGGUGACACUCCUGGCUGGUGGGCGAGCUGGCGUUGGAAAGGAAGAGUGACAUGUGUGAAGGGUUAACACUGUCGCCAAGAGCUGCUCCUUCACCUCCCCCUUCCCGAAGCUGCCGCUUCCCACCCCUCCCUCGGGGAGACAGAGACCCCCCCACAGAUGCUGGUCUGGGUCUAGCGCUGUCCAGAUGGUUUCGAUGGGGCCUGGGAUAAAGGUGGACUUAGGGAUUUGGGGCAGGGCGAGGCUCUCCCAGCACAGGCCAACAGGAUCCAGGUGGAGAGAGAAACAUCUCAGUGCUGGAGCUGAGGCUGUCACCAGCAGCUGGGAAAUGUCAUCCCACUUUGCACCUUGCUGGAGAGAGGGGGCAGGAAGUGGUCUGCUUCUCUCCCACUCAGCGAUGCAGGUGGGUAGGGCAAGAUGAGGCCUGGAGAAGGUGCCUGGCUUUGUACGGUGCACGGGGUAGAAACAGCCCCUCUCCCCUCCCGGGGAAGCACCGGGCACUAGCAUCUCUGCUACACUGUGGCACUGUGGCACAAGCAGGUGGCUUCACAGGAGAGCCACUGGGCCGCUGCUCAUGGCACCUCUGCUAAGGAGGUGCCUCACCCCUAGAAAAGGGAGGAACACCACAGGGAAGCUGGCUUCUUGGAGGGCCCUGAGCACCCAGGGGGAGGGGCAGGGGAGGUGGGCGUGAGCUCAGGAGUCCUUGCUUAGCGUUAGAAGGAGAUGCUUACAGGGGCUUAGCAAGAGCCUAAAGAGAAGUGUCUGAGAGCCCCCAGAACGGUCUCCAGGGACUCGAACAGUCCAGCUGCUGUGUGUGCACGAGUGUGCAUGCACAUGUGUAUGUGCACACAUGCUGGGUGCAGAGGAUGGGGAAGACAUCUGGUCACCCUGGUUAAUGGAGCCAAGGCCCUGGAGUUUUGGACAGGGGACAAGCUCCCAUCCUAGCAGCAGGACAGGGGUCUGUCACUAAUUAGCUGUAGGGGCCUGUGCACCUCCUCCGUAGACCAUGGGGGAUGGGCUACCAGCACCCUGAAGGUUCUUUCCAGCUCCCAGAGUCAUGAUCCCUGGCCUGAGCCAUAUCACCAAGUGGCUCCCGAGCCUGGGCAGCUACUAGCCCUCUGCUCCAGGGCAGAUGAGGAUCCAAGAAUUCAUGAUGACUGGCUCAGCCAGUGGCCUGGGAAGGUCACGGCCAGACGCCCCCUGCCCCCUGCACCUCUACUUCACAGGGCAAAUGACCUGCCCGACCACACUCGCUUCCGCACCCCUCCCCUGGAUGGACCUGCAGUGGUGUCACCCAAAGCAAAUUGACACUAUUUUUCCCUUGGUAACCGCAAAGGGGGAGAAUCACCCGUCUCCUAAUUUUAACCAGUACGUGAGGGACCAGGGCGCCAUGACCGACCAGCUGAGCCGACGGCAGAUCCGCGAGUACCAGCUCUACAGCAGGACCAGCGGCAAGCACGUGCAGGUCACCGGGCGUCGCAUCUCCGCCACCGCAGAGGACGGCAACAAGUUUGCCAAGCUCAUAGUGGAGACGGACACGUUUGGAAGCCGGGUGCGCAUCAAGGGGGCCGAGAGCGAGAAAUACAUCUGCAUGAACAAGAGGGGCAAGCUCAUCGGCAAGCCCAGUGGGAAGAGCAAAGACUGCGUGUUCACAGAGAUCGUCCUGGAGAACAACUACACGGCCUUCCAGAAUGCCCGGCACGAGGGCUGGUUCAUGGCGUUCACGCGUCAGGGCCGGCCCCGCCAGGCCUCCCGUAGCCGCCAGAACCAGCGAGAGGCUCACUUCAUCAAGCGCCUCUACCAGGGCCAGCUGCCCUUCCCCAACCACGCGGAGAGGCAGAAGCAGUUCGAGUUUGUGGGCUCAGCCCCCACCCGCCGGACCAAGCGCACUCGGAGGCCUCAGCCCCUGACGUAGUCAGGGACCCCGGGGGCAGUCGCCCCUCACUGGCCUUCCCACUCCCUUCCCUUCCUAAUCCAAAGACUGGGCUGGGGUGGAGGCAGGGGAGCCAGAGCCCCCAAGGAGGAUGCUGAGGACCACGGAGCAUCAGAGCCCCCACCCCCGGGCUGGAAAGGGGCAGGGGGGGCCAUUAAUCAGGAUGGUGCUCAGGGCCCCACCCUGGAGUGGCCCCCCUGGGAUGGGGCAGGCCCCCUGGAGGGGACCCAGGCUUCCGGAAACAGGUGGGAAAGUCAGCGGAUUCAAGGCUCUGCAGACAGGGUCUGGAGGUAGCUCUCCUUCACUUCUGCUCCCCAAGUCUCCCUCAGUCUGCCCCCAGCCUCCAAAUUCCUCCUGGCCAGACCACGGGAAGGGACUUUUGUUUGGGUUUCAGGAAAAAAGAAAGAGGGAGAAAAAGAGGGCUGGCCAUUCCUCACAUUCCACUAGGCCUGCACCCCCACCCCCAACUCC